Molecule: messenger RNA, 4566 nt
Organism: Penicillium manginii
Lineage: Eukaryota; Fungi; Ascomycota; Eurotiomycetes; Eurotiales; Aspergillaceae
Gene: atrF
Product: ABC drug exporter AtrF
Exons: 3
Coding region: 1-4566 (1521 amino acids)
Biological process (GO): transmembrane transport
Cellular component (GO): membrane
Molecular function (GO): ABC-type transporter activity; ATP binding; ATP hydrolysis activity
Source: RefSeq, a predicted model, not a curated record
AUGGAAGACCAUCGCGCCGUGGAGUCGCAUCAGCACUCUGUUCAGGAGUCUCAUCAAUCUUAUACUCAAUCCUCCACCGUCAACGAUUCGUCGAACCACUACGAAUCGACUGCCACCGAAGAUGUUAACCACGCCACCGAAGCCCCCAUCGAUCCCACAUCCACCGCGAGUUCAACCAUCUCUUCCCAUGCCAGUGUCGAGGGACGAUGGGGAGAACAGGAGGGCGGCGACCCAGUCUCCCGCCGUGGUGCCCUGGAGGACCUGGAGGAAAUGCGCCGGGAAUUGACCCGUCUCAGCCUGCACCGUACUCGUUCAACCACCGCCAAAAGCAUGAGCCGUCGCAAGUCUCGCGCCAGUCGCAAAGAUGAGGAGAAGGCUCUGGACAGGGCCUCUUCCGAGACCGAGGUCGAUGCCGACUUCGAUCUUAGCAGUUUCUUGGUGGGUGGGCAUUUGGAACGCCGUACCACUGCUGGAGAACCAGCGAAGCAGAUUGGCGUUGUUUUCAAAAACUUGACCGUCAAGGGUGUUGAGACUGGCGCCUCGUUUGUGCCUUCGCGCCAGUGUUGCGCGUUGGCAAGAAGCCCCCCCAUUCGCGAUCUGAUUCAUGAUUUUAACGGCGCUGUUCGUGAGGGUGAGAUGAUGCUUGUUCUGGGUCGCCCUGGCGCUGGAUGUACUACUUUCCUCAAGGCGAUUGCCAACGAUCGUGGUGCCUUUGCUGGUGUCGAUGGUGAGGUCAGUUAUGGUGGUAUAUCGGCCGAGGAUCAGAACCGUUAUUUCCGUGGCGAAGUCAACUAUAACCCUGAGGAUGAUCAGCAUUUCCCUACACUCACGGUCUGGCAGACCCUGAAGUUCUCGCUCAUCAACAAGACUCGCAAGCAUGAUCGCGAAAGCAUUCCCGUCAUCAUUGAUGCCUUGCUGAAGAUGUUUGGUAUCAGCCACACCAAGAACACUCAAGUUGGUAACGAGUAUGUCCGUGGUGUGUCUGGUGGCGAGCGAAAGCGUGUCAGUAUCGCCGAAACUCUAGCCACCAAGUCUUCGGUCGUCUGUUGGGAUAACUCGACCCGUGGUCUGGAUGCCAGCACUGCCCUCGACUACGCUAAAUCGCUUCGUAUUAUGACCGACGUCAGCAAGCGGACUACCUUCGUCACUCUCUACCAAGCUGGUGAGAGUAUCUAUGAACUUAUGGACAAGGUCAUGGUCAUCGAUGCGGGACGCAUGCUUUACCAGGGCCCUGCGAACCAAGCACGUCAGUAUUUCAUCGAUCUUGGAUUCCACUGCCCCGAGCAGUCGACCACUGCCGACUUCCUGACUUCCCUGUGCGACCCGAAUGCUCGUCAAUUCCAGGCUGGCCGUGAAGCCUCCACUCCGAAGACGGCCGAGGAGCUUGAGCAAGUGUUCAAGAAUAGCAGCUCCUUCAAGUACAUCUCGGACGAUGUUUCCAGCUAUGAGAAGCGCCUCGAGGAGACGGAGCGGGAAGAUACUCGCCGCUUCCAGACGACCGUCGCUCAGUCAAAGAUCAUGGCUUGCGUGAAGCGUGAGUUCUGGCUGCUCUGGGGCGACAAGACUUCGCUCUACACCAAGUACUUUAUCAUCAUCUCCAACGGUCUCAUCGUCUCAUCUCUGUUCUACGGAGAAUCCAUGGAUACCAGUGGCGCUUUCUCGCGAGGAGGUGCCCUCUUCUUUUCGAUUCUUUUCCUCGGCUGGCUGCAGUUGACUGAACUGAUGCCCGCUGUCUCGGGAAGAGGUAUUGUCGCCCGACACAAAGACUACGCCUUUUACCGUCCGUCUGCUGUCUCGAUCGCCCGAGUGGUGGUGGAUUUCCCGGCUAUCUUCUGUAUGGUCGUUCCGUUCACUAUCAUCGUCUACUUCAUGGCUGGCUUGGAUGUUACUGCAUCCAAGUUCUUCAUCUACUUCCUAUUCGUCUACACCAACACCUUCUGCAUCACUUCGCUAUAUCGGAUGUUCGCCGCUCUCUCGCCGACUAUCGAUGACGCCGUUCGCUUUGCAGGUAUUGGACUUAACCUCUUGAUUCUCUUCGUUGGUUAUGUCAUUCCCAAGCAAACUCUGAUCUCGGAUUCGAUCUGGUUCGGAUGGCUGUUCUACGUCAACCCUAUCUCGUACGCUUAUGAGGCAGUCUUGACUAAUGAAUUCUCUGACCGUGUCAUGCAAUGUGCACCUGAACAACUGGUUCCCCAGGGUCCUGGCGUCGAUCCCAGGUACCAGGGAUGUGCCUUGACCGGCUCUUCGGCAGGCAACCCAGUCGUGACAGGACAAGAAUAUCUGACCGCAAAUUUCGGAUUCACUCGCAGUCACCUUUGGCGCAACUUUGGCGUUGUGAUUGCCUUCACUGUCCUCUAUCUCCUGGUCACUAUCUGGGCUGCUGAGUUCCUUUCCUUUGUUGGUGGUGGCGGCGGCGCUCUCGUUUUCAAGAAGUCCAAGCGUGCUAAGCAGGUCACUGCCCAAGCUGGAGAGUCAAAUGACGAGGAAAAGGUUGCCAACACAAACGACAAUGCUGCCAUUGCCCGUGGUGAAGCAACUUCUUCCUCCGACAAUGCUGCCUUCAACCGAUUGUCUUCGAGCGAGCGAUGCUUCACCUGGUCUGAUGUCGAGUAUACUGUUCCCUACGGUAAUGGAACCAGGAAGCUUCUCAACAAUGUUAAUGGUUAUGCCAAGCCUGGCGUCAUGAUUGCUCUGAUGGGUGCCUCUGGUGCUGGUAAGACUACCCUGCUCAACACUCUUGCUCAGCGACAGAAGAUGGGUAUUGUCAAGGGCGACAUGCUUGUUGAUGGACACCCCCUGGGAGCCGAUUUCCAGCGCGGAACCGGUUUCUGUGAGCAAAUGGAUCUACAUGACAACACCUCGACCAUUCGUGAAGCCUUCGAGUUUUCUGCCAUCCUCCGACAGGACCGCGAGACUCCACGCCAGGAAAAGAUCGACUACGUCAACCGGAUUAUUGACCUCUUGGAGCUUAACGACAUCCAGGACGCCAUCAUCGGAUCUUUGAAUGUCGAGCAGAAGAAGCGAGUCACCAUUGGUGUCGAGCUGGCUGCCAAACCCAGCCUUCUUCUGUUCCUCGAUGAGCCGACCAGUGGUCUCGACAGCCAAGCCGCUUUCUCGAUCGUGCGCUUCCUCAAAAAGUUGUCUCAAGCUGGCCAGGCCAUCGUCUGCACUAUUCACCAGCCCUCUUCUAUGCUGAUCCAGCAAUUCGACAUGAUUCUCGCCCUCAACCCCGGUGGAAACACAUUCUAUUUCGGCCCUGUCGGCAAAGAUGGCUCAGCAGUCAUCAAGUACUUCGCUGAUCGCGGAUUCAAGUGCCCACCUUCAAAGAACGUGGCUGAAUUCGUCCUGGAAACAGCCGCAAAGGCAACCCAGCGCGAUGGCAAACAAGUCGACUGGAACGAAGAAUGGCGCACCUCCAACGAAAACCGCGAAAUGCUCGCAGAGAUUGAACGUAUCAGAGCAGAACGCAGCAAACUCCCCAUCGAAGAGAGCGGCGGCUCGCAGCACGAAUUCGCAGCCCCAACCCCGGUCCAAAUCGAGCUUCUCACCAAGCGCAUGUUCCUCCAGUACUGGCGUGAUCCCUCAUACUACUACGGAAAGCUCUUCGUCAGUGUCAUCAUCGGUAUCUUCAACGGCUUCACCUUUUACAUGCUCCCCAACACCGUGGCCAGCAUGCAAGACCGCAUGUUCUCAGCCUUCGUCAUCAUUCUCAUCCCACCCAUCAUCCUGAACUCGGUCGUCCCGAAAUUCUACAUCAACCGCGCCCUCUGGGAAGCCCGUGAAUACCCCUCCCGCAUCUACGGCUGGGUAGCCUUCUGCACCGCCAACGUCGUCUGCGAAAUCCCCGCCGCCAUCGUGACCGGCCUCGUCUACUGGCUACUAUGGUACUACCCCGUCGGACUCCCCACCGACUCUUCAACCGCAGGCUACGUAUUCCUCAUGUCCAUGCUCUUCUUCCUCUUCCAAGCAUCCUGGGGCCAAUGGAUCUGCGCCUUCGCACCCUCCUUCACCGUCAUCUCAAACGUCCUACCCUUCUUCUUCGUCAUGGUCAACCUGUUCAACGGUAUCGUCCGCCCCUACGCCGACUACCCCGUCUUCUGGAAAUACUGGAUGUACUACGUCAACCCAGUCACCUGGUGGCUGCGCGGCGUUCUCUCCGCAAUCCUCCCAGCCGUCCAAAUCGACUGCGCCGACCUGGAAGCCACCCACUUCAACCCGCCGCCCGGCUCAACCUGCCAAGAAUACGCAGGCAACUUCGUCGACAACCUCGCAAAGGUCGGAUACCUGGUCAACGGGUCCGCCACAGAGAACUGCCAGUAUUGUCCCUACAAGACGGGCGCGGAGUACAUGGCCAACCUGAACGUCCACGAAGACGACAAGUGGCGCUGCUUCGGCAUUUUCCUGGCCUUUGUCAUUAUCAACUGGGCGCUUGUUUACUUCUUCAUCUACACAGUUCGUGUGCGGGGUUGGAGCUUCGGGCUCGGAUACCUGUUUGGUGUAUUUGGGUUGGUCAUUGAUCGGGUCAAGGGUCUGUUUAAGGGCAAGAAGGAUGAUUCGAUGCAAUAA